AUGAGAGACCAAGACUUCUUUCCGAACAUUUCAGAUGCCAGACUAGAAGAAGUUCGUGACAACACUGCACGUGAUCCUACUACGAAAACUCUCAUGUGUCUCAUUCAGAAUGGCUGGCCAGACACUAAACAAGACACUCCGAUAGAGGCUAAGCCAUAUUUUGACUUUAGAGACUCUCUUAGCUGUGAAAGUGGAAUCAUACUCAAGGGAGAAGCUAUCCUUAUCCCCAGUGACCUACGUGGCGAUAUAAAGCAGCGUUUGCAUUACGCUCACCUGGGACUGAACAGUAUGCUCCGACGCGCUCGAGGUCUCGUGUUUUGGCCAGGACUUGCGCAAGAUAUUAAGCAAAUGGUCGAUACAUGUGAGCCGUGCCAAGAGCUUAGGGCCCGUAGCCCUAAGGAACCACUGAUCCCUCAGGAGGAUGGUCAAAGACCUUGGGACAAAGUGGGAGCAGACAUUUUUGAGAUUUCUAGUCGCCAGUACUUAGUUGCUGUGGAUUUCUUCUCCAACUUCAUCGAGGUUGACUUCUUGCCAACAAUCACUAGCUCUCAAGUGAUAAAUGUGCUUAAGAAACACUUUGCUAGAUAUGGCAUCCCGCGUAUAUUCCAAAGUGACCCCAGAUCUCAACUGACAUCUAGUGAAUUCCGAAAAUUCAUGAAGGACUGGGGAAGCAUUCAUAUCGAGUCGUCACCAGGACAUCAUUCUGCUAACGGUCGAGCAGAAGCCGCUGUAAAGAUCGCAAAGCAACUUUUGAUAAAGGCGCGGAAAACAAGAACUGAUCCAAACAUUGCCUUGCUAGAACUUAGGAACACUCCUAGAGAGGACACAGGACAAAGUCCUACUGAAAUGCUCCUCGGACACAAAACUAGGUCAGUCAUCCCAUAUAUGGAAAAGGGCGACAUUGAAGUGUCAAAGGGUAGAGAAAUGCGCAAAAGUGCUAUGAAACGAAGUCAUGAUAAGAAGGCAUGCGCACUACCAAAGCUGUCAGUGGGACAUAGUGUUUAUUUUGAGAAGAAGGAAAGGAAAGGUGGAUCCUUGGAAAAGUAG
Lineus longissimus is the source of this 1047-nucleotide messenger RNA. RefSeq lists its product as uncharacterized. Bases 1 to 1047 code for a protein of 348 amino acids. The record is from RefSeq and is a predicted model, not a curated record. Gene Ontology annotation, molecular function: nucleic acid binding. Gene Ontology annotation, biological process: DNA integration. The transcript has a single exon. NCBI's taxonomy places the organism in Eukaryota, Metazoa, Nemertea, Pilidiophora, Heteronemertea, Lineidae.